AUGUAUAAAGGUAGGUCUACUUCCGUUAAGCCUAGUUCUGCUAUGGCUGAAGGAGAUGAAAGUAAACAAACCGAAACUAAUGCAACAUCUGCGACUAUCGCCAAGGUCAGCAUCAAAAUUCCUCCUUUCUGGAAACCUGACCCCAAAAUAUGGUUUCUUCAUAUUGAAGCCCAAUUCCGCAAUGCUGGAAUUACAGUUGAUCAAACAAAAUGCGAUUAUGUAGUCAAUUCUAUUGAAACAGGGACAUUGUCACAAAUCUCUGAUAUUCUCACCAAACCACCAGACAACGGCAAAUAUUCGGCCAUUAAAAAAAGGCUUAUUGAAUUUUUUGCCGACUCUGGAACACAGAAAACCCAGAAACUUCUGACCGAAUUAGAACUGGGUAAUAAGAAACCAUCCCAACUCUUUUGCGAAAUGCGUAAUAAGUUGACGGCUGAGAAAGUGCCAGAUGAAUUUUUGAAAACAUUGUGGAUGCAACGAAUACCACUUAAUAUGCGGAUCUGUGAACAAUUAAUCUGUGAGCAGUGA
This is a messenger RNA of Stegodyphus dumicola, 528 nucleotides long. RefSeq lists its product as uncharacterized. NCBI's taxonomy places the organism in Eukaryota, Metazoa, Arthropoda, Arachnida, Araneae, Eresidae. The record is from RefSeq and is a predicted model, not a curated record.